GCAGGCUGAAGCAGCAGCAGCAGUAGCAGCAGCAUCCGCACCAGCAGCGCCGCCACAAAGAGAGCUCAGUGCUGCUUCAGGCUCGACUCUUCACUCCUCUUCUUCAGGGUUUGAGAUGCUGUGGCUCGGCGGCACGAUGUGCGGCUUAUCGGCCCUGCUCUCGGUGCUCUUCGCCGGGCUCGUGGCUGCGUCUUCGGAUCUGUUCGACAACCAACUGGGCGACAUCAAUUACUGCAAGAAGCAAUGCCAGCUCACCAUCAAAAACAAAAGCCCUGCUAAAGACUCCAUAAUGAAUGCCUGCCACCGCGGCUGCCGCCUCUACUCUAUUUGCCAGUUCGUCAAUGGCAACGCUGGCUUUAACACCAGCAGAGAGGAGUGUCAGGGAGCCUGCCAGGAGGCGUAUAUCAAGCUGCUGGAGCAGGAGGCCUGCAGCACUGGCUGUGCCAGCCAACCCUCUGAACCAGAGAUCAAGAGGAGGAAGCUCAGGGCCAUGACUCUUCGUCCUAAGCCCCCCUCUGUGAUGGAGGCCGUAUCCAGCUGGUGCAACGACAUCGUUAGCUCCGCCCAGAGCUUCAUCUCCUCCACCUGGACCUUCUACCUGCAGGCCGAUGAUGGCAAGGUUGUAGUUUUUCAGAGCCAGCCAGAGAUGGAGUACUCUUUACCCGAGCUCCAGGCCCCUCGCUCAAAUGUUGCAGACAAACCCUGGCCUCAGAUCCACUCUCACACCCAAAGGCCCCACGGUGUGAGGGGACAUGGGGAGAGGGGAUCAUCCAAAGCAGGGGGGAAAGGCAAACACCCCGUCCAGCACCCAGAGGACCCCACAGCUGAGCACGACUUCCUCGGCUGCAUGUCAAGACGCUCAGGCCUUCCACGGUGGAUCUUAGCAGCCUGUCUCUUCCUGUCCAUUAUGGUCAUGUUGUGGCUCAGCUGUGCCAGCCUGGUCACCGCACCAGAGCAGCACAUCAAGACACAGUUGAGCAUCAACGGAGACAAAGAGUUUCUGGAUAACUCCGUCAAAGUCAACCCAUACCACCUGAGUCCUGUGAUCGCCGUGGCUGUCAAACAAUCGGAGGAAAGUCAAGAGGCGGGGCCUUUGCCGGUGAAGGUUGACCUCAACAAAACAUGCGUUUAGAAUGGACCAAUGGGGAGCUGCCGUUUUGUUUCCCAUGGUCACUUUGUCCACAAUCCUUGGCCUGUGUGUGAAACAAACCCAACACAGGACUCACUGAGUCACCAGAGUUUUUGUAAGUCAUCUUUUUAAGAGCAUGGCACCCUCCUGUCAUUUAAAAUUACAAUAAUGAAACCUCUAGCUUUUUCCUGUUGGUCUGAUGCUACUUUACUUCCUUGUUCCAGAUUUGUUCCAAGUCCAUCUUUAGAUGAUUACAAACACUCACAGCCUGCUCAGUGCUUAUUAAUAACUUGGUGUGCAUGUCUCAGAGCUACAAUGGAGACGAGCAGGGAGGACAGAUUAAUGUAAGAGAUUUUCGAACAUGUUUUUUCUUUUCUAAAAAAAGAGACACAAGUCAGUUUAUUUUAGCUCUAAUUUUUCCACGUUCCCACAUAAAAGUUUGGAUUCAUUAAUAAGCUGCUGAGAAGAUUAAUGGAAGGUGGGUUAAGUACUUCAGCUUGUGAGUGCUGCAGGAAGCAGAUAAUGUAGCUCACAGUAGUUUAUGAUCUGUUUACAUAAUCGGCAUUAUGGGCUGUUUACUUACUCAGAAUGAAAUGAUGAACUGCUCUAGAAAUGCACGACCAAAUUUCCCCCCUCACAAGGUAAAACUACUUUCUAGUGAGCUUCACGUUCUCUCCAGAGAAACGAGAGCACACUAACUCAAACGAACUAAAAUAGUGUCUUUUGUCACGUUAUUCCACUGUGUGUAUGUGUUUGGGUAUGUCUGGGUGUGCGUGUGUGUGUGUGUGUGUGUGUGUGUGUGUGUGUGUGUGCAUCUUCAACACAACACAAUAUGUAUUUAAGGGGAACCAAUACUCAACACUCCUAUAACUGGAACUAGACAGAUAACUGCGCGCUCUUCUUGAUGCUGAUCCAAAAUAAACUUUUAUUUAUUGUCUUUGUAUUUAUUCAGUCAUCCACAUGAGUUAUCUGUUCAAGUGUUAUUGAAGUGCCAUGUACUGUACAUAUAACCAUCAUACAAAUGUAACCGCUCUGUAUGUAAAAUACAUUGUAACACAGAUUGCAUAGAGGGGAUAUUGCACCUAUUACUGUAUUACUACUAUAAUUAUAUUAUUGCUCUUAUAUCAAUUGAAGAGUUCUUAGCUGUGAUAUGUGCCAUGUGCUUUCUAACAGCUGCCUAUUUUGUAUGUCCUAGGAGCACACACUGAACGAUAACCUCUGUAACAAUGUGUACUGCAAAGCUUUGAUUAUUUUGUUAUCGACCAGAUAAUUGCACAGUCUUAUAGAGAAGAUUUUUCUUUUCCUCUCGAUGCUUUUGAUGUGUGUAAUGCUCUCUUUUCAUCCAAGCUGUGUAGACAAUAAACCGUGCAUGCAAGUGACGCUUCGAUAGUUUAUCUUUAACCGCCCGCCAUGCCCGUACGGCAAGCCUCUGCUGUAGACUUGUGAUUUUUUGUGUUACUAUUUACUGUAAACACUGAAUAGAAGACGUGACGAUGAUUGAGGAAUCACUCCCAUGAUUUACAGGAAGGACUCUGAAUAAUUAAAAAGCCAUUCAAUCAAUAUCUGUGCUGGUUCAAACUGAUAAUACAAGGAAUAUGAUAUGUUGUUUCCUUUUUACGCCGUCUGUUUCUUUUCAAUGAAAUGAUACUUACAACAUGAUGAAAUAAAGUGUUUUCAUUGUAAAUAA
Labrus mixtus (cuckoo wrasse) is the source of this 2816-nucleotide messenger RNA. It is a transcript of the gene tmem59l, whose product is annotated as transmembrane protein 59-like. The coding region runs from base 116 to 1132 and encodes 338 amino acids. NCBI's taxonomy places the organism in Eukaryota, Metazoa, Chordata, Actinopteri, Labriformes, Labridae. The transcript is spliced from 8 exons. The record is from RefSeq and is a predicted model, not a curated record.